This is a messenger RNA of Salarias fasciatus (jewelled blenny), 1976 nucleotides long. RefSeq names its product paired box 9 (gene pax9). NCBI's taxonomy places the organism in Eukaryota, Metazoa, Chordata, Actinopteri, Blenniiformes, Blenniidae. The record is from RefSeq and is a predicted model, not a curated record. Gene Ontology annotation, molecular function: DNA-binding transcription factor activity, RNA polymerase II-specific; RNA polymerase II cis-regulatory region sequence-specific DNA binding. The transcript has 4 exons. Bases 176 to 1189 code for a protein of 337 amino acids. Gene Ontology annotation, biological process: regulation of transcription by RNA polymerase II; anatomical structure development.
CCUGUCUCCGGCGCCGUCAGGAAACAGAUCGAGAAUUUUGUUCCUCUUGUUCCUUAUCGCACAAGAAGAUUAUUCUUGGAGGCGAUUUUGCACGGUGGGCACGCUGGACGCGGAGCAGGAUCUACGCAGGAGGCACAAACCGGACACCGUAUUCUUCUUUUGCGGCUUUAACGCGAUGGAGCCAGCCUUCGGUGAGGUGAACCAGCUCGGCGGUGUUUUCGUAAACGGCAGGCCGCUCCCGAACGCCAUCCGGCUCAGGAUCGUGGAGCUGGCCCAGCUCGGGAUUCGACCCUGUGACAUUAGCAGGCAACUGCGCGUCUCGCACGGCUGCGUCAGCAAGAUCCUGGCCCGGUACAACGAGACCGGCUCCAUCCUCCCGGGGGCCAUCGGAGGCAGCAAGCCGCGGGUCACCACACCCACCGUGGUCAAGCACAUACGGACAUACAAGCAGAGGGACCCGGGGAUUUUUGCCUGGGAGAUCCGGGACAGGCUACUCGCCGACGGGGUCUGCGACAAGUUCAACCUCCCGUCCGUCAGCUCCAUCAGCCGGAUCCUCCGAAACAAGAUCGGGAACCUGUCCCAGCAGGGUCAAUACGAGUCGGGCAAGCCGGCGCCUCACCCUCCGCCGCAGCCGGCGCUACCCUACAACCACUUGUACUCAUACCCGACGUCCAAAGUGCCCACCCCCCCUGGCAUGCCCACCCUCCCCGGACACAUGGCCAUGCACAGAAUAUGGCCUUCCUCGCACUCUGUAACAGAUAUUCUGGGGAUACGGUCUAUUACAGAGCAACAAAUUAGUGACAGUCCAUCCUUUUCCAGCGCCAAACUAGAGGAAUGGGGCGCUAUAAACAGGACUAAUUUCCCACCAGCAAGCUCUCCACUAGUCAAUGGCAUGGAUAAACCGCAUUUAGAACCUGACGCAAAAUACGCACAGACGCCGAAUGGAUUGCCCACAGCGAACAGCUAUGUCACAGCGCACAGCAUCCCUCCCUACCACCCUCCCACCCGAGUGUCACCCUACAUGGGGUACAGCGCCACCACGUCGGCCUAUGUGACCGGAGCCACAUGGCGUCCGGGCAGUGGCAGUGCUCUAUCUCCCCACAGCUGUGACAUCUCCGCCCCGCUGGCCUUCAAGAGCGUGACGGCCAACCGCGACGCCGUCCACCCGGUCGCCGCCUCGGCGCUGUGAAGCCGGGCCCCUUCCGCAGACCGGCGGGAGUCAAGGGGGGAGGGUGGGGACGAGAGGACGGGGGGACGCCGCCGCGCUCGACCUGCCCCCCACCCCCCGUGGCUUCGUCUUGUGCUCACCGCCACCCCUCUCGAUGAAGGACUCGGCCCCAGGACCCAGAUUUGUGCCUCGGAGUGUGACACACACUUCCGCCCUCUCCCACCUCCCGAGCUAGACACAGUCAGACGAAAACACACGAGGAAUAAGCCGUCUGUCGAUCUUCACAACAAACUUGUUGUCUAAAAGAACUUGCGGGACAGGUGCUCAGGAGGACUGAAAGACUGCGACUCCAUCCAUCAACAGAACUCCUCUCAGAUUCUUUACGGCACACUCCUGCAAAUGCCUUCGGGGUAAUGUAUAUCUUCAUGAAUAUGCAAUCAAAGAAAAGGGGGAAAAACAUUGCAUUAGUGUUUCAGGGUGCUUAAUAUUUGCUAUUGUUUUUUUUUUUUCCUGUUUUUUUAAUGUUUGUAUGCUUUUGUUGUUGGUUCUGAUUUGAUAAAACUGUCGUAUGGAGCAUCGUUUCACCACUUCUCUAAAAAUGUAGCCUGUGCAAGAGCUCCAGAGAGAAGCUUAUUUAUUAGAUUAAGGUACGUUGAAUGAAGUGCAAUUAGCCUGACAGAAAGCAUGGAAACCUCCUCGCACAUGUAGACAAAAUUGGCAUUGGUCUUAUGUUGGAGUUUAGAGCAUUAACAAUUGACAAAUGUUGCACAAUGAAAUUGAAUGUAUCUUAUUAAAUUGUUUGGCUGUU